AUGUUUGAUUCACAAACACCCCGUACGACUUUCAUCCGUACUCCAUUCACUGCCAAUACGACAACAGGCACGCCUCUUCGUUUCGACAGCCCCUCUCAAUUUGCCUCACUCAGUCCUGAUGAUCAAGAGACUGAUCCUUCUUUGGCUGUACGUCUCAUCUGGGGCACAACUGUCAGCAUUCAUGACGCCAUGGGCCGUUUCCGUAGUUUCUUGACUCACUUCACACUCGCUCAGCGUAAGCAACAGACGGGUGAGCCGUUAUCUGCAGAUGAUAAUGUGCCAUUUUAUCCCAUGUACUUUGCUCAUCUCUUCAACACAAGGAAUACCAACGUCAACUUGGACUGCAGAAACUUGUUGGCUUAUCCCGAGACUGAAAAAUUGUAUGAACAGCUGGUAAAGUAUCCUCAAGAAAUUAUUCCCUUGAUGGAUCAUGCCGUUACGGAAUUCUUUAUGAAUCAGUAUGAAAAUGAAGAUUUUGGCCUUCAGUUCCAAAUGAAAGUUCGUCCAUUUAACUUGAAACAAUCUGUCAACAUGAGAGAAUUGGAUCCUCAAAAGGUGGAUCAAUUGAUCACUAUUAAGGGUCUUCUCAUCCGUGCAUCACCUGUUAUUCCUGAUAUGAAAGAAGCUUUCUUCCGAUGCUUAGUCUGUGAAAACGAAGUGACUGUCACUGUUGAUCGUGGCCGUAUCUUGGAACCCACACGUUGUCCUCGCGAGAGCUGUGGUGGCGAAAACUGCAUGACCUUGGUUCAUAACCGAUGUGCUUUCUCAGACAAGCAAGUAGCUCGAAUCCAGGAAACACCUGAUGUGGUUCCUGAUGGCCAAACACCCCAGACAGUUACCUUGUGUCUUUAUGACGAUUUAGUAGAUGUGGCCAAGCCAGGUGAUCGUCUCGAAAUCACUGGUAUCUUCCGUGGUGUGCCCAUGAGAGUCAAUCAAAGACAGAGGGUGAUUCGUUCCUUGUUUAGAACCUAUUUGGAUGUUGUCCACAUCAAGCGUACAGAUAAAAAGAGAGUUGCAUUGGAUACGCAGUUCCGUAAUGAAUUUGGUCAUGAAAGCUAUGAGGAAGGUGAUGAGAUUGAACGAGUAUCUGGUGCAGAUGAAGAAGAAAUUAGAGAACUCAGUAGACGACCUGAUGUAUAUGAUGUCCUCGCUCGCUCGAUUGCGCCCAGUAUUUACCAAUUAGACGAUGUUAAAAAGGGUAUUCUCUUACAACUCUUUGGAGGCACACACAAAAACAUCACCAAGGGCGGAUCUCCUCGUUUUAGAGGUGAUAUCAAUGUCUUGCUUGUAGGUGAUCCAGGUACGAGUAAAUCUCAAUUGUUGCAGUAUGUGCACAAGAUUGCUCCCAGAGGCAUCUAUACCUCAGGCAAGGGCAGCAGUGCGGUCGGUUUAACAGCUUAUAUCACAAGAGAUCCUGAUACACGACAGUUGGUAUUGGAAAGCGGUGCGCUUGUGCUGAGUGAUGGAGGUGUGUGUUGUAUUGAUGAAUUUGAUAAGAUGUCAGAUACAACACGUUCCGUAUUGCAUGAAGUGAUGGAACAGCAAACGAUUUCAGUGGCGAAGGCUGGUAUCAUCACCACCUUGAACGCAAGAACAUCUAUCUGUGCUUCAGCCAACCCUGUUGGGUCAAGAUGGAAUAAGGAUUUGUCAGUUCCUGCUAACUUAAAUCUACCACCACCCCUUUUGUCUAGAUUUGACUUGUUAUAUUUGAUUUUGGAUCGUGUUGAUGAAGACUCGGAUCGUCGAUUGGCUCAACACUUGGUCACAUUGUACUUAGAAGAUAAUCCAUUUACGGCUGGCAAUGAUAUUGUGGGUGUUGAAUUAUUAACAAAAUAUAUCAACUAUGCGAGACAAAAUAUUAAACCAGAACUGAACAAUGAAGCCUCUAAUGAGCUAGUGGAUCGUUAUGUCGAACUUCGUAAGCAAAACAAUGACCGUACUGGUUCAGAUAAGCGAAUCAAUGCAACCACACGACAAUUGGAGUCUAUGAUUCGUAUGUCAGAGGCUCAUGCACGUAUGAGAUUAUCCAAUGUUGUUGAAAAACAUGAUGUGCUUGAAGCAUCUCGUUUACUGCAAAGUGGCGCCAAAUGUCUCAUAGAAAUGGAAAUUGCCUAA
This is a messenger RNA of Rhizopus microsporus ATCC 52813, 2115 nucleotides long. RefSeq names its product MCM-domain-containing protein. Gene Ontology annotation, cellular component: MCM complex; nucleus. The transcript is spliced from 6 exons. The record is from RefSeq and is a predicted model, not a curated record. Gene Ontology annotation, molecular function: single-stranded DNA helicase activity; single-stranded DNA binding; ATP binding. Gene Ontology annotation, biological process: mitotic DNA replication initiation; double-strand break repair via break-induced replication; DNA strand elongation involved in DNA replication. Bases 1 to 2115 code for a protein of 704 amino acids. NCBI's taxonomy places the organism in Eukaryota, Fungi, Mucoromycota, Mucoromycetes, Mucorales, Rhizopodaceae.